AUGCAUCCUAGCGCUCUUGUCGGCCUCUUGGCCUUCGCUGCCGCUGCGUCGGCCAUUCCCUCUGGCCCUCACCGGGCUCAUUCGUCUUCUUCCAUUCAGAAUUUGAAGUCAAAGAUCAAGAAUGUCGUUGUUCUUACUAUGGAAAACCGCUCCCUGGACAACCUCUUGGGUGGUCAGAAGCAUAAGGGCAUAGAGAACCCCACCAACAAUGGCCCUUUCUGCAACCCAUACAAUGUGACCGAUCCGUCUCAGGGCCACCAUUGUGCCGCCCCGAGAGAUUACAAUUCGGUGACCAAUGACCCUAGCCACGCCGUCACUGGCAACACCAUGGAGUUCUUUGGCACCUGGACCCCCGACAAUGCCUUGAUUGCCUCCGGUAAGUUGGUCGCGAACAACAACGGGUUCAUCCACGAGCAAAUUCACAACUACGGCUCGUCUACCAACGUGUCUAAACUGGCCGAGGAAGUCAUGAACUACUACACCGAGGAGGAGGUUCCUGUUAUGACCUCACUAGUCCAGAACUUCUUGACUUUUAACCACUGGCACUCUGACGUCGCUGGGCCUACUGACCCCAACCGCUUCGCCAUUGUUGCUGGCACUUCUGCUGGUCAUGGUACUAAUGAUGCAACCUUUGGGACGUAUGCGUUUAGCCAGCGCUCUAUCUUCCAGGCAGUGGACGAAACCAACCACACUUGGCUCAACUAUUGGGACACCGCUGGCGGCACUGGUCCUGAGAGCCACUGGUUCUCCUGGACCAAAGAAACCAACAACACCGACAAGGUUGUGCCAAUUGGUCAAUUCUAUACCGACGCGGCUAACGGGAAUCUGCCCGAGUUCUCUUACCUGAACCCCUCCUGCUGUGGGGUUGGCACCACCUCAAUGCACGACAGCGGUCUGAUCUCUGAUGGUGAAGCCUUUAUCAAGAAGGUCUACGACGCGCUCCGUAGCGGCCCUCAGUGGGAGGAAUCUCUCUUCAUCCUGACGUUUGAUGAGAGUGGUGGCUUCCAUGACCAUGUUCCUCCCCCUCUUGCUACUCGCCCCGACAACCUUACCUAUACUGAGAAAGCGCCAAAUGGGGAGACCUACACGUAUGAGUUCAAUCGCCUUGGUGGCCGUAUCCCGACUCUCCUUAUAUCUCCGUGGGUCAGCAAGGGAUUUGUUGAGCAAAAGGGUACCAACAAUCAGGGGGAAACGGUGUCCUACUCCGCCAGUUCCAUCCUCCGCACCCUUGGUUACCUCUGGGACUUUGAGGCAUUCACUCCUCGUGUUGAAGACUCUGCCUCGUGGGAUCAUCUGAUCCAGACCCACCUUCGCAAGGACACCCCCUCUGCACUUCCCAGUCCUGCUACGUUUACGAAGUAA
Molecule: messenger RNA, 1362 nt
Organism: Penicillium riverlandense
Lineage: Eukaryota; Fungi; Ascomycota; Eurotiomycetes; Eurotiales; Aspergillaceae
Product: phosphoesterase superfamily protein
Exons: 2
Coding region: 1-1362 (453 amino acids)
Biological process (GO): phospholipid catabolic process
Molecular function (GO): hydrolase activity, acting on ester bonds
Source: RefSeq, a predicted model, not a curated record